Ictalurus furcatus (blue catfish) is the source of this 5683-nucleotide messenger RNA. It is a transcript of the gene afap1, whose product is annotated as actin filament associated protein 1. Bases 878 to 3085 code for a protein of 735 amino acids. The record is from RefSeq and is a predicted model, not a curated record. NCBI's taxonomy places the organism in Eukaryota, Metazoa, Chordata, Actinopteri, Siluriformes, Ictaluridae. The transcript has 17 exons. Gene Ontology annotation, molecular function: SH2 domain binding; SH3 domain binding. Gene Ontology annotation, cellular component: cytosol.
GUAAAGUGCUUUGGAUAAAAGCGCUAUAUAAGUGCACACCUUUUAUUUAGAUAGACAGACAGAUAGAUGGGGUGCCAAUAAUUAUGGAGCUGACUAGACAGAUAGAUAGAUAGGUUGUCAAUAAUUAUGGUGUUGAUUAAAUAGAUAGAUAGAUAGAUAGACAGGGUGCCAAUAAUUAUGGAAUUGACGAGAUAGAUAGAUAGAUGGGGUGCCAAUAUUUCUGGAAUGGAUUAGAUAGAUAGAUAGGGUGCCAAUAUUUCUGGAAUGGAUUAGAUAGAUAGAUAGAUAGAUAGAUAGAUAGAUGGGGUGCCAAUAUUUCUGGAAUGGAUUAGAUAGAUAGAUAGAUUGAUAGAUAGAUAGGGUGCCAGUAAUUAUGGGAUUGACUAGAUAGAUAGAUAGAUAGAUAGAUAGAUAGAGUGCUAAUAUUUCUGGAAUGGAUUAGAUAGAUAGAUAGAUAGAUAGAUAGAUGGGGUGCCAAUAUUUCUGGAAUGGAUUAGAUAGAUAGAUAGAUAGAUAGAUAGAUAGAUAGAUAGAUAGAUAGGGUGCCAAUAAUUAUGGGGUUGACUAGAUAGAUAGAUAGAUAGAUAGGGUGCCAAUAAUUAUGGAGUUGACUAGAUAGAUUUCUACAGAAUCGUCUCUUGUCUGAAACUAAAGCGAUCCCGCCCUACCUCUCUGCUAUUGGUCAACCAGACUCACAGAGCGCGUUCUGAUUGGCUGUUCCAGCUGCCACUCUGUGGUGUCUUGACAGCUGAGGUGGGCUGUUGUCCAGCACGAGCUGCAGUUUGAAUGUGUACGGAGCGGACAUUAACGGUGGAGCUGCAGCCGCUUUCCUCUCAUCAUCUCUCUGGGCUUUUACAUCCCGGAAUAAAACAACAACAUGACGGGAAACAGCGGUAAAGCAAUGGAGGAGCUGGUGGCGGAGCUGCGGGUCUUCUUGGAGCUGUUGGACCGAGAGUAUUUGAGCGCAGCGGUGAGAGAGAAGAAACUUCAGAUCUCCAACAUCCUGCACAGAGUCCUGUCUGCUAAAGAAUCGUCCUAUAAGGCCGAGGUCCACAGCUCACUUCCUGCCCCGCCUCAGAUGCCGCUCCCAGAGAUCCCACAUCCAUGGCUGCCUCCUGAUAACGGACCACCUCCUUUGCCCAGUUCAUCUCUUCCUGAGGGUUACUACGAGGAAGCCGUGCCUCUGGGUCCUGGGAAAGCUCCAGAAUACAUCACCUCCCAGUAUGAUUCAGACGCCAUGAGCAGCUCGUACGAGUCAUACGAUGAGGAAGAGGAGGAUGGUAAGGGACAGAAGAUGCGGCAUCAGUGGCCCUCGGAGGAGGCGUCUAUGGACUUGGUGAAGGACGCUCGCAUCUGCGCUUUCCUCCUGCGCAAGAAACGCUUCGGACAGUGGACCAAACUGCUCUGCGUCAUCAAGGACAAUAAACUCCUCUGCUAUAAGUCAUCUAAAGACCAGACUCCUCAGAUGGAGCUCCUCCUGUCCGGCUGCAGCGUCACUCACAUCCCCAAAGACAGCAAGAAGAAGAAGCACGAGCUGAAGAUCGUCCACCAGGGGGCCGACGCUCUGGUGCUUGCCGUGCACAGCAAAGAGCAGGCCGAGGAGUGGCUCAAGGUGAUGAGAGAGGUGUGUGCUAACGGGAAUGGAGCAGUGGACUCUGACGGAGCCUCUUCCGUUAACAAAGCCGACCUGGAAAAGAAGUUGUCCUGUGACAGACCAAGUUCUGAUGGAGAGCCCAGUCAUGAAAACGGCAUCUCAGAUGGAAAAGAUCCAGGUAAAGGAAAGAAGAACUCGAAGUCUGAACAGAAAGGCACAGUGGGGAAGGUGGCAGGGAAGAAAAUCACUAAGAUCAUCAGCCUGGGGAAGAAGAAGCCAUCCACGGAUGAACAGACGUCAUCGGCGGAGGAGGACGUCCCGACCAGCGGCUAUCUGAACGUGCUGUCCAACAACCGCUGGAGAGAGAGAUGGUGUCGGCUGAAGGAUAACCAGCUGUUGCUGCAUAAGGACCGGGAGGAUCUGAAGACGCACAUGGCCUCGCUGCCCCUGCGUGGGUGUGAGGUCAUCCCCGGGCUCGACUCCAAACACCCGUUUGCUUUUAGGCUGCUGAGGAACGGACAGGAAGUGGCUGUGCUGGAGGCCUCGUCCUCUGAGAGUAUGGGUCGAUGGUUGGGGGUGUUACUGGCAGAGACGGGCUCUACGACAGACCCUGCCACUCUGCACUACGACUACAUAGAUGUGGAGACCACCGCCAACGUCAUUCAGCUGGCCAAGCAGUCCUUCUGUUUCACCAGUAAGCGUGCCAUUUCUCCCAAUCCGUACCUGGAUAACCCACUGAACGGUUACGCCCGGCCCUCAGGUGUGGCUCUGCACUAUGAUGACGUUCCCUGCAUUAACGGAUCGGUAUGGUUUCACACACAUAUGAAGGGAAAGAAAGCUACGAUUGUCAACGGUUUAGCUGCCAAACAGAAGCUGGACAAGAACCAAGCCAAAAAGACCAACGGAACCAAUGGCUCUGCGCCGGUGAAACGCAACAAUUCAAGCGUGGAUCAGUAUAAAUACGGGAAGAACCGAGUGGAAGCGGACGCUAAGAGACUCCAGAACAAAGAAGAAGAGCUGAUGAAAAGAAAGCAGGAGAUUCGUAACCGUCUCACUCAGCUGAAGAAAGACAGGAGAGACCUGCGCACCGCCAUCGAGAACAGCACCGGUAAGCGCUCUCAGGCCUCGCUGACGGAGCGGCUGAAGAAAGUGGAGGACGAGUGUAAACUGAAAGAGGAGGAGCGAGUGAACUUGGAGCUGGAGCUGACGGAAGUGAAGGAGAGUCUGAAGAAGGCUCUGAGUGGAGGAGUCACUCUCGGACUGACCAUCGAACCCAAGACCAGCAGCUCCAGUCCACAGUCUCCGGUGCUGGUCAGGCGUACGGUUGAUAACUCGCCCAUCUCCAGCUGUGACACCAGCGACACCGAGACCUGCUCACUGCCAGUCAACAGCGCCUCCUUACUGCGACGCCAAGUACCGCAGAAAAACCCUCCAGUACGGGGCCAUGUGCUCAGGAAGGCCAAGGAAUGGGAGAUGAAGUCCGGCACGUAAACACUCACUUUCAGCUUCUUUAUUAUGAUUGUUGUUAUUAUUAUUAUUAUUAUUAUUAUUAUUUUUGUUUUCCUGUUUGUAUUUAUUUAAAUUUGCAUACGGAAGUGAUUGAAAGCGCGUCGACUGAAGCCGAGACGCGUCACGACGCAGAAAACAUCCGACUGUGAGAACAGGACCGGUCCCGGGAGCUCGCGUGUACAUUAUACCGUUAAAGCGUCAUGUGGCGUAAACCUUUCUGUUUCGGGGUUUAUUUCCUGUCCCAUCAGCGCGGCCAUUUCAGCCGUCGAUAACGUCGAGCUUCUCGGCUCUGCCAGAAACCGCCAUCCGACGUUUUAAGGGGAAGAAGAGGAAAGAAAAAGAAAAACACUUUGAAAGUAUUUAUUUGUAAAUGUUCAAAUGCAAGCCUUGCUCUAUGUGUUUGUGUUUAUAUUUAAAGCUUUAUACAGCGUUUUAUUUGGCCUCAUGCCAGGUCCCGACUUUUGUUUUCAUUUUUUUUGCUUUGCUAUUGAGGGUUGCUAUUUUAUAUAUAUAUAUAUAAAUGCCAAGGAAAAUCUGAGCUUUGUGAUCAUUGUUUAAUUUCAGCACAUGUAAUAGGAACGCUGAAGAGGACAGUGUAGUAGAGGCGAGGCAGGGCGAGGCACUUUCUGUAAAAACAACUUGCUUGGAGGGAUUUUAAAAACCUCCUACAUUUAAAGGAGUCGUCUGUAAUCCCUAAACCUCGUUUUAAAGCCUACAAAUGGUAAAACUGCUGUUAACACUAGAGUAAAGAGCAGUCCCUCCAGGAUUUCGCCAUUUCUCAGUCACAGAGAUGAACGCAAAACUCCGUAAUAUUCGAGAGGAGCGUGCGAUCUGUCAAAAUCGCCAGGAUGAGAUUCAGGAUGAGACGCGUCACGUGACUGUAAAAAGGUCUCGUUCAACAACACACGAAGACAUCGCUGCGAAAGGGCGUGCGGAACGAUUUCGUGCGAUAGCCAUUCCGCAGACUCGAGCAGUUCUCCGCAGAAAAAGCACAAAAAUCUCCGCAGAUUCCGCAUCGCAAUUUUCUUUUUAAAAAAUGCCGCAGCAGAAUCAAGCAUUUUUUAUUUUAUUUUUUUAUAAUUACGUUUAGAUCAUGCACCGUACACGUCGCUGUGUAAGUUGUCACCAUGGAAACGAUAACGUAUUAGAACGAGCGCGUUAAAUGUGAACGUAAACUUUCCGAGCUGCCGUUAUGGAAAAUCAGUCGACGCCUUCAGACCAAUCGCAGUCCAGAAUUCAGCAGCGCUGUGGUUUAAUGUCUGAUCUCUGACCCUGUGUAGCGGCGUGGCAAACGUGGGGGCGGUGCUAAAACGUUCGUUACGAGGUAAUAUCGAGGUUUCUUGAGGUAUGUUCUUUAAAGAAGUAUACAGACAAACUGCAGCUUUAAACGCUAUAAAAACACCGCGUGUCAUCCCGAUGUCAGAAAAACGUGUCCCUGCUCCGUCUACAAGUUUCUUCUGCUCACGUCGUCGCCAUGGAGAUUAGCGUUACGACGGCUGUCCUCCGUGCUACAGCUUUAUGGUUUGAUCAGACCUGUAUUAUGUUUUGUUUCACUGGUGCUUUAGAGUCAUCGCUUAAAUCUGGUGAGAUUAACAGAGUAACACUCGGUGCUUCGUAUAGAAAGAAGAAAUAAGCGACUUUUAGAGACUACUGCCAGCGUACUCACACUCCAGGCACAUUUAUUAUUAUUAUUAUUAUUAUUAUUAUUAUUAUUUUCCAAACUCACCUGGUUUCUUGUGUGCUUCUCUUGCGAUUUUUUUAUUUAACAAACACACAUUUUAAUCAAAUGUAAAUAUACUCUUAUUUGGGGUUUUUCACUGAUGUCAGUCCCGUGAGUCUGCAGUCCGCCUGUGUGAGGGGAAAGAGUUCGUACUGUCGUAGGAGUAAUACUCGAGUGACGUUUCUUUCAGCCUCACCGACGAGUAAACGUGUUCUGUCUUCCUGAAACGUCUUCGAUACGAGUAGAGCGUCUGUCUGUCUGUCUGUCUGUCUGUCUGUCCCUCGCACACAAUAAGAGACCAGCGAUGUCAUAAAUGUGAACCGUAAUAAGUAUUGUUGGGGAGUGGGAAGGGUCAGAGGUCAAGGUUUUGGGGUUCAGGGGUGGGUGGAGGGUUUUAGGGUUUAAAAAAAAUUUUUUUUUUAAAAAGCAACUUUGUUUUUUGCACCUUAAAGACUUUUUCUACUUUGUUGUUACUUUGCUUACUGACUGUUGCUGACUCGGCGACAAAAACGUUGUACACAGAAAUAAAUACUGCAUUCAAGCUUGAUGUGUUUGGGGUUUUUUUUUUUUUUGUAUCUGCACCACACACACACACACACACACACACACACACACUUUUUACACACUUCAUAUACAGUAUUCCCAAGAAAUGACUAACACAACACUAACACUUUUUGCAAACGCAAAUGAAUAUGCAUGAGUAUGCAAAUUAGGGACGGCCCCAUCCAAGUAUUAUUUGCUAAACAUAUCCCGGAUAUACCACUAAACACUGUAUAUAUCUGUUUCGUAUUAUUGCAGUGGUUCACACCAAAUCGUUAUAAAGUUUCCCCAUGCCUUGACUCUUUUUUUUUUUUUUUUAA